This is a messenger RNA of Priapulus caudatus, 3506 nucleotides long. Its product is annotated as organic solute transporter subunit alpha-like. The transcript is spliced from 11 exons. The coding region runs from base 139 to 1155 and encodes 338 amino acids. Lineage: Eukaryota; Metazoa; Priapulida; Priapulimorpha; Priapulimorphida; Priapulidae. Gene Ontology annotation, molecular function: transporter activity. Gene Ontology annotation, biological process: transport. The record is from RefSeq and is a predicted model, not a curated record.
UCCAUUGAUAAAAAAAUCUUUUGGUAAAAGGUUGUAACGGCUAGGAUGGACUCAACUGGUAGACUUCUUCCUGUUACGUACAUCAAGAGUCUUACAUUGGGCAUAGAGCUCUAGGGGCCAUUUUGAAGUGCCUCAAAGAUGGCACUAGUCAGCCUUAAUGAUAAUUUAAAUUGUACUCAAGAAAUACCAUCUGUUGAAGUGGUCUUUCAUGACAUGAGUCGAGCGGGUUUUGUGUUGGCCGGGAUCGUGAUUGUGCUAGCUUCCUUCACCUUCCUCAUCUACAUCGAUGAGGUUCUCUUCCUGAGAAAAGUACCCCAGCUGCCAUCAGAACGGAAAGCUAGAUACUACUUUCUGCUGGGCCUGUAUCCGGUGUUUUCCUGGACAUCAGUGCUUGGGUUGUUCAUCCCUCGAGCAUCCAUACUGGCCCAACUUGUGGCAAUAUGUUACUUGGCAAUCUGCGUCUACCAGUUCUUUGAACUGAUAGUCGACUAUUUUGGUGGUAAGAAGAAGCUGUUCAACAUGCUCCCUGACCAUGGUAUUCCGCUGAAGAGUGUUCCCCUGGGAUGCUUCCUGUGCUGCUUUCAGGACCAUGCCAAACUAACAAGGGGGAACUUUCUCCGGAUGAAGAAGUUGGUGUUACAGAUGGCAAUUCUUCACCCGUUUCUAAUGUUUGUCGCUGCAGUAUUGGAGGCAAAUGGCUCAUAUAAACCUGGAAAAAUAGCACUGGAUAGUGCUUACUUGUAUAUAACCAGCCUGGCGGGUGCGUCGACAGCCCUGGCAGUCUGGGGUCUCGUCAUGUUGUACAGAUUAGCUAAAGAGCCACUAUCAAAUUACCACAUUACUGCUAAGUUUUUUAGCACACAGGUGGUUUUAGUCCUCAGCAAUGUACAAGGGAUGAUUCUGAUACUGCUAGCUGGCAACAACGUCAUCAAGUGCAUUGCACCCCUCGUCACAGAAACACGUGGAAUAGAACUGCACCACCUGUUGCUGACAUUUGAGAUGUUUGUCGUGUCGGUGGUCGCGCGCAGGUACUACCGAAAGGUCGCUGACCUGCGACACGUGAUUCUGCCGCGCGUCAGUGACACCGAUCAGUCGUGUGACGAGUGUAGUGACUCACUGGUGCCUUGCUCGGAGCAGUACGCUAGCUGUAACUAAAACGUGCAUAAUAGUACGGACCAAGGUUUUCAUCCAUUGGCAGUUUCAUGCUACAGAUACAACGAUUCAGCACCCAUUAUUAUCUUACUAAACCUUUCGUGUAAACUGACAGGUACAUUAUAAUAUGUACAAAUUAUUUGCAAGUAUUUUACGCUCCUAUUAAUGAUUGUUAUGAAGUGAUAUGCGAAACAUUAUUAGACAGUACACAUGAAGGAGGAAAUUUAAUGUACAGGAGAGUAGGAUUUAUUAAUCAUAUAAGUUGAAAAUAAACAUUUACUUAAAAUUUACAUAGCGUAUAUCGAGCAUAACUCCAUGAUUUAAUUUUACGUGAAAGGUUGCAUCAGACAUUUAAAUUGCUCCACAACACAUCAGCAGCAGCAGCAACAGUAUCAGUAGCCUGUCUUAGAUCAGCACUGACCCUCUACAUUGCUUGACAUCAUGUGUAUAUUAUAUACUGUAACUCUUACUUGAUCAGUUCACACAUGUAAUGUCAUUGUCUCAUAACACUUGAGGUUUUCAUUUCUCUACGUGAGAUUAUAAAUGAGAAAAAUCGUGGUAAAUUUUGUUUAGAUACCCAAUUAGUGUCGCAUUGCAUCAUCACCGCAUGGUGUUGUUGCCAUUAGUAAAACUGUACAGUACUAUAUUAUGUGCAAUGUUAUUAUAAUAUAAUAACAAUAAAAGUAACACGAAAAAGAAAGUAUGAAAACAUUGUCGCGUGCAUUGAAAGGUUAUCAUACUGAUUGAGCUAGGAUGUACUGUAUUCCACUUUAAAAAAUAUUCCACUUAUUACAACCUGUAUCAUAAUUUCUUAAAUAAGUGUUAAUUUUCUGUAAUUUGACCAAGUACCAUAUAAUUGUAUAAGGUCUUUGAUCUGAUUAGGCCAUAUUGCUCAGUCCUCUUUUCUUUCUGUAAACCUGAAAUCAGAUUUUACAAUUUUUAAAUAAUUUUGAUGAUAUUCUAUGAUUGUAUAUUUCAUACGUAUGUUAUGCAUGUCCAGCAAUUCCUACCGAAGUGCUUGGUUUCAUAAAUAUAUAUCAUAACAUCAAGUACCACCUUUCAGGAAUGCACCACCGAAAUUCACAAAGCAUUCCAUACUAUUUCAUUAUAGCUACUAGUACUAAUAAGGAUAUGGUAUACAUCUAUGUUGCUUGUGAGUUGUAAGUAAAUGCUUUCUGUCGUAAGUUAAUUUUGUUUAAUACGCCCCAUGUACUAUAACAUUGAUUAUAAUUGUUGGCCAUUAGGCUUGGCUGAUGGGCAGAAUUGCACAUAUGACCAAAUUGGUGUCUCUGUACAUUUCAUGUGGAACUUGUUGGUUGUGCUUGGCCAAUUGGCUACCUAGUUUAUUCACCUAAAAACAAUAAGCAUACGUUCAUGUGAAAACGAAGCCAGAUCUAAUAUUGACAUUUCCGGGCAUUUUUUUAUCGUGACAGUCGUGAAAGCAGCUUGCAUGAAACCACUUAUUGGGAUGUGAUGUAUGGUCGAGACACUGGUCAUGAUCACUGGUGUAUUAUAUAGUGAUUUUGUAAUAAAUACUGAAAGAUUUGUUCUGGUGGCUAUUACACCAUUACGUCACAUUGAACCACAAGGUCACCAUACAUUUAGCCAGACCUCAGCUGCAAUAUUUAUUAUUAUAUUACUAUUAAUAUUUUUAAUAUUAAUUACUUGAUCAUAUUAUAUUAUUAACCAUUUGAGUUCAUUCACAGGUUUUUUGACUAAUUUAAUACAAGGAAAACCUGUUGUUUAUUGCAGUGUAGAUGUACACUUUUGCAGUGUAACUCGUGGCCUUUUCAUAUACCACAUAUUUCUUGCCCUGGCAAAUUUUUAAUGGGCCAGUUUAUUUCAUUUAGCACCGGCCGUAGUAGAAUUAUGGGUACAUCUUCUAAGGUUUAUUACACCUUGAUAUUGUGAUACUGGUGUAUUGGGAAUGUAUACACAUUAUUGUACUUCUGUGCCUUCUGUUAAUGGUAAUAUGUAAGUAAUGAAAACUAGCAGCUUGAUAUUGGGAUAUUAGGAGACUACAAUAUCACUUGUGAUAUACUUUAGAUCUAGGAACGGGAUAUAACCUAUACGGUGUUUUAUCACACACGGUAUAUCACAAAUUUACGCAGAAAUCCUAUGAGUGGUAAAAAUGUGUUGUCAGGGAUAAAUAUUUCAAUGUACGUUAGUUCAUGUUAUUACUAAUAUAUUACUUAUCUAAUGUAUAUUUAUCUACUCACAGAGGAUGUAGCUAUGAUCUACUGAUAGAGCUGUUUCAUCAAAAUUGUUCCAGUGCUGGAGUGAAGGCGGACAUUUGCUUCUAUAGUCUUGUAAAUAUGAAUAUACAAUAAAUGAAGUAAGAAAGUUACAAUCAA